GAGGAUAUUGUGUUGAUGCUGUACAGAAUGAGGUGAGGAGGACGCAUUGACUGGACAUAUUUCUUCAUUCAUCUAAUCAUGGCUGUGAUGACAUGGCGUGAUAUGUGGACGGUUGUCAUGGGUGACACACCAGACUUUUUACACUUCCAUCCAAUACUGGCCACAGUCUCCAUUUAUUUACUGAUAAUGGUGUUUUGCUACCUCAUGUACCAGCUCUCCAGUCUCCUUCCCUCACCACUACGCAGCUAUGCAUUUGACUUCUUCACCACAAUGGCCUUCUGUGCUUAUCCAUUCGGUCACAUCGUCAUACGACAGGCAUAUGGUGGUGUAGGGUAUAUGUCUGCAAUAGUGCCUUUAGUUAUAAUUUCUGUGAAUGUUUUCUCUAAAGGGACUGGGUCGCCACUAGGAUACUGGAUGGGCUUUUUACAAGGAACAACGUCUUUAUGGACUAUGAUAACACAUAUACCAGUACAGAUCCUGGCUGGGAUGGCAUCUUUCAUUCUCGGAAGAUACAUUUACAUGCUUGAUUUCCACGAAUCUUUCGCUUCUGCUCUUACUGAUGAGAGAUGCUACUCUGAUAUGAAGACAACACUGGCCGCAGGAUUUUCGGUGGAAAUGCUUGGCGUGACUUUCGAUGGCUGGCUGAAACAGCAGACCCUGAUCAAGGUCAAAUUCAUCGACUUGUUGCUCAAGGUCAUAAAUUGCAGUAUCUUGGUAAAUUUAGGAGUGAAUUUCACUGGUAUGUACAUGCACCCAGCCAUGGCAUCUGGUCUGACCUUUGGCUGUGACGGUACAGAGAGAUGGGAACACCUGUUUGUGUACUGGGUAGGUCCAUUCACUGGCUGUUUCCUUGCCCUCCAACUCAACAAAAUUGUGAAAAUUCCCGAUUUAUCUAACCUGCAAAGUCAAACAUCGAAGAAGUUUGAUGUCGACAGGUCUGGUAUUAACAAGAAUGGUUGGAGUAAACAAAACGGCACCAAUGGUAGAAUGUCCAAGACAUCAACAGAGAGUUCCAGGAAACAGGUCCGAAGAAGGAAGAAGAGAUGGUAUUAGCUUGUUGGAUGGGUUGAAGAUGUCACCAUCUAUUCUCUAAAUAUGCAAAACUGUUUAGUCCAAAAAUUAAUUUUACUGUAAAAAGAUGUUAUAUAUAAGGC
Ylistrum balloti is the source of this 1154-nucleotide messenger RNA. Its product is annotated as aquaporin-11-like. The coding region runs from base 79 to 1053 and encodes 324 amino acids. The record is from RefSeq and is a predicted model, not a curated record. Gene Ontology annotation, molecular function: channel activity. Gene Ontology annotation, cellular component: cytoplasm. Lineage: Eukaryota; Metazoa; Mollusca; Bivalvia; Pectinida; Pectinidae. The transcript has 3 exons.